Messenger RNA from Biomphalaria glabrata, 7358 nucleotides. RefSeq lists its product as uncharacterized. Lineage: Eukaryota; Metazoa; Mollusca; Gastropoda; Planorbidae. The record is from RefSeq and is a predicted model, not a curated record. The transcript has 7 exons. The coding region runs from base 282 to 1220 and encodes 312 amino acids.
CCGCCCAGCUGCUUGUUGGGACACGGUUGCUAGUUAGUCCCUACAACAGCCGAUUGUCAGAGGGUUUUCUUUUUCCGGACAGUGGAUCAAGGCGACCCUUGCAAAGAAGCCAAAGAAGAAACAUUUGUGCGAAAAGAAAAAAAACGCCUGCUGGUCUUGUCAUCAUCCCUCCACACUACAGUAGACUAGGUCUGCCUGUGAACAUCUAUCUGACCAGGUUGUUAAGAUCAGUCGGUGACAGUCUAUUUACUUUUGGGCAGGAGUUAGUCGUCUGUAGCCAAAUGGAGUUCAGAAUGUCCUACAAUGUCGUACGUGGCAUCGUAUUGAUUGGUUUCAUCGGUGGAGUCGUCAUGUUCUUCUUUCAUUUCCGAAGUCCGGUGGUGACACUUAUUGCCAAUUCGGACACGGUUGCAGAUUCCUUAGUUACAUUGAAGUAUGUCACAAACUUAGAGGGCGCCACGUUACGAACUGACAUAGGAACGGGUCCACUGAGUGUCGUCAGAGAGAAAGGUAGAGUUCGAAAUUUGGCCGAAGUGGAUUUAGACAAAAUGAGUUCACAAGAGUUACUGCUGACAAUUCACAGUUACGUGGACAGUAACCAGAUUAUUUGUCAGCGGAAAUUUCGUAUGGGCAACAUUGGUGAUGGUGGCUGGGAGAUCUGUGACGACCCUGACGUCAGGCCACGUGAACCCUGCAUCAUCUACUCCUUCGGCAUCAGCAACGACUUCUCUUUUGACGACGACGCUGCCAAGAUGUACGGCUGUCACGUGUACUCGUUUGACCCCAGCAUGACCAAAGAGAAAGAUCAAUUUGACAGAUCCAGCAAUGUUCACUUUUAUAAAAUCGGGAUUGAUGGAAAGACCUAUGUCAAUAGUCAGCAGUGGAAGCUGUUCGCGCAUCGGGACAUUCGCAAAAUGCUCGGGCAUGCGAAUUCCACUAUUGCCGUCAUUAAAAUGGACGUAGAGAGCUCCGAGUGGGGCGCCAUCCCGGAAAUGUUCGAGUCUGGGGAGCUGGCCAACACGAGGCAGCUGUUGAUGGAGUUUCACAUUGUGUCCUCGAGUAGAGACUACUUGCUGCCCAGAUUAAAGGCCAUUCAGGCCAUCGAGAAGAGUGGCCUGAGGAUAUUUUACACGCACAAAAAUCACGCAUGCGGAACAACGGUGGCCGGCUUCCCACUGAUGAGGACUAUGUGCUAUGAGGUUCAUUAUUUAAGAAGAUGAAGUAGUUGAAUGACCAGAAGAUGAAUUGGUUGAAGUUAGGAGAAGAUGAAGUAGUUGAAUGACCAGAAGAUGAAUUAGUUGAAUGAUGAGAAGAUGAAGUAGUUGAAUGACCAGAAGAUGAAUUAGUUGAAUGAUGAGAAGAUGAAGUAGUUGAAUGACCAGAAGAUGAAGUAGUUGAAUGACCAGAAGAUGAAGUAGUUGAAUGACCAGAAGAUGAAGUAGUUGAAUGAUAAGAUGAAGUAGUUGAAUGACCAGAAGAUGAAGUAGUUGAAUGACCAGAAAAUGAAGUAGUUGAAUGACCAGAAGAUGAAGUAGUUGAAUGAUGAGAAGAUGAAGUAGUUGAAUGACCAGAAGAUGAAGUAGUUGAAUGACUAUAAGAUGAAGUAGUUGAAUGACCAGAAGAUGAAUUAGUUGAAUGAUGAGAAGAUGAAGUAGUUGAAUGACCAGAAGAUGAAGUAGUUGAAUGACCAGAAGAUGAAUUAGUUGAAUGACCAGAAGAUGAAAUAGUUGAAUGACCAGAAGAUGAAUUAGUUGAAUGACCAGAAGAUGAAUUAGUUGAAUGAUGAGAAGAUGAAUUUGUUGAAUGACCAGAGAAUGAAUUAGUUGAAUGAUGAGAAGAGGAAUUAGUUGAAUGACCAGAAGAUGAAUUAGUUGAAUGAUAAGAAGAUGAAUUAGUUGAAUGACCAGAAGAUGAAGUAGUUGAAUGACCAGAAGAUGAAUUAGUUGAAUGAUGAGAAGAUGAAUUAGUUGAAUGACCAGAAGAUAAAUUAGUUGAAUGAUGAGAAGAUGAAUUAGUUGAAUGACCAGAAGAUGAAUUAGUUGAAUGAUAAGAUGAAUUAGUUGAAUGACCAGAAGAUGAAGUAGUUGAAUGACCAGAAGAUGAAUUAGUUGAAUGACCAGAAGAUGAAUUAGUUGAAUGAUGAGAAGAGGAAUUAGUUGGAUGACCAGAAGAGGAAUUAGUUGGAUGACCAGAAGAGGAAUUAGUUGAAUGACCAAAGGAUGAAUUAGUUCAAUGACCAGAAGAUUUAUUACUUGAAUGACCAUAAGAUACAUUUGUUGAGCUUGAUAAAUGACCAAACUAGGCAUUGGUAUGUUCCCAUAGAAACAGAUUGCUGAUUGAUUUUGAAACUUAGAAUAGCUGCUAUUUUAGCUAGACUAUUAUUUCUAUAAUGAUGUAUAUAUCUAGUAAUAGUAACUUGUACACAUACGAAUAUAUUGGUCGAUGGUUCUGCAUUUGAUGAACACCAUCAGUUACCAUCACUAUUUUAGGACAUAGUCUAUGAAACAAUGACUUCACAUUAGUUUGUUGAACCACGGUGAUUCAAUGAGCAAGCGCUAUAUAUUUUCAUGCAAAUACUGAUUCAUAAUUUAAAAGACAAUUUUUUUUGGUUUCUUUUACUAGAACCACCUCAUCAACUGACCUUAAAAUUCUCCACUUGCUUCCUCAAUAUAUAAUCAGGACAUUAUAUUGAUAAGACCUAGGGUCGUAGUUCUAGAUCACUCUAUAUCAUUGUACCGGGAAUUCCCGAGCUUUUCUAGUGAGAAUUGGUAAAUUCAACGAACUGUGACGUCACAGUAUGGGUUGAAAGCUUCCGGUUUUAAACAUGUUAUAGGCCACGCCUUCUUUACCAAGCUGACUGGUAACUCUUUGGCAUCGUUAAAAAUAAUAUCACUGAGAAUAAAGAGAAUAGAAUUAGCACACGAUUUGAAAAGAAAAUGCUAACAUUCAAUUGCUCCUCCUUAUCCCUUGGCUUUCAGAAUCAGCCCAAACUAUGCUCAGUUUCAAAACAAGGGGGAUGCCUUCAUAGCGUGAAAACAUUGGGGAUUCUCACUCUUAAAGUCAUCCCCUAUAAGCUGUUCUUUGUCUUACUUUGAUUUUCACGUUCUCGUUUACGUUCUCUAAGAAAGAAGAAGACAAAAUGAUAGUAAAUGUAGUGGUGAUGUAAUGGGACCUAUGCAGAAACGUAAGAAAAGGGAAAGAAGUCUGGCAGAGAUUUUGAAAAAGACAAAAGUAAACAAUGUCAAGGACCUCACAAUCAAAAAUCAGAGUUCGCCAAGUAAAUAAUAAAAGUUACUCUUGUUACUUGGUCUUACACGAAAAUAUAUUCAUACACCGGUUUAUAGUUUAUUGAAGUACCGAUACUUAUUUCCGUAUUCUGUGCAUCAGAUAUACCAGUAGCGAUAGCUACAAAAUUUAUCAUCAGUAUGAAAAUGUCGAAUAUAGAAUUAUUACGCACACAUUAUAUUUUUAUAAGAUCGAGAUUUUCAUCUGUCUUGUAUAAACGUAUAAAUUGCAUCACUCUUUUUGGUAUAUCUGAAGUACAAUAUAUAAGAAGUGUUAAUAUAAGAUUAUUUUUUUUUAUAUUUUUUUGCAGAGCCAAAUUCUUAAUCUUUUUUGUUUGUUGCACAAAUUAAUAUGAAUAUAUAAGAUAAGAUAAUUUGUAUUGAUCCAAUCAAAAUUCAGUUAGACUACGACGACUAAGAAGUAUUAAAAGUUUGCUCUACAACAGAAGCGCGACUCAAAAAGCGUCUUUAAAAACAUAAACGUGUCAUUAUUAAAUACAAGUAGUUAAGAAGAGUUGAUAGGAAGAUUCACUUCUGCUCUUCAUACAUUUUGUUUGACACACUGAUCUUUUCAAUUAGAGUCCUCGACAUUGUUUAAUUUAGCUACUGGGAUAUUUCACUUUCACUGGAUUUUUUAUUUCGGGAUCUUUGGGUGCCUCUGUUGGUAUGGAGUGAGGACAUGAUGUUUAUCUAAGUGGUUUCUGGUGUUUCUACAUAUUAUGUGUUCUAGUAUUUUACAUGUGGUGCUGGUCAGUGAUACUGGCCCGUAGUUCCCCGGGUCAUUUUUUUCUCCUUUUUUAACUAGGGGAGGGAGUUUAGCGGCUUUAUAGUCCCUCGGUCCCUGUCCUGAUUUAGCGAUGCCUGAAAAAAGUAUUUUCAGCACUUAUGCUUGCUCGUGACCUAGUUCUUUGAGCCUCCUAGCUGAAAUACAAUCAGGUACAGAGGCUUUAAUUGGGUUUAUUCUAGCUAAUAGUUUUUGGAUCCCUUUUUAUUGUGCAUUUAUCUCUCCUAUGUUUUCUACUUGGUUUAAAUGUAUUAAUGUCUUUCUCUCCUGGGGCUGAGAAUGCUGAUGCAAAAUAUUUACAAAGAAUGUUAGCUUUAAUUUAAUUAUCGUUAUGUGUUAAGUUAUCUUCUCUUUUAAAUGAUUUAGUGUAAGACCAUAGAUUUGUGUUAUCUUUAGAUAUUACUUAAGUAUUCACUCUUUAGCUAUCUGCUAGCAAUCUAUUUAAUCGUAAGGUACUUUUAAUGGACUAUUUCUGCCUUAGUUUCUUUUAUUUUUUUAAGAAAAGGUUUUCUGUCUGUUUGCAAAGUUUCUUUAAUUUAUUAUUAAACCAGCAUUUAUUUAUUAUGUUUAUUUUGUGUUUCGUUUGUAUUUGAUUUUCUAUAAUGUUAAAAAGAUUGCUUUUAAUGAAAUUUCUGAGGUCAUCAACUGGUUGGUUCAUGUCUUUUUCUGAUAAGAAUGUUUCUUAAAAAUUUAAUGCAGCUUGGUGUAGUUGAGUUAGGUUACAUUUGUUCCAGAGUUUUAAAAAAAAAGGGAUUUAUAUUGGCUAUUGCUUUUAUUUGACUAUAUUUUAAUUAUUCAAGGUCAGAUAGUCCAGGGAUAAUCUUAUAAUCUACCACUAAUCCAGGUCUGUUAGAUAGAAUUAGAUUUUCUGUUUUGUUUGGAUUCACCAGAUCCAUAUGCUAGGACUAAUUUGUACAAAUGCUCCUUCUUCCCUAGUGCUAUUAGAGCAUGUGAUGGGUUGCCUGCGUCAGCCAGGAAAACCAAUGAAUUGGCUGAAUCUAAGUAAUUGACUAGACUGACCUAGGGACACGCAUAGGAUGUAAUCAUCUUUUUGUUUUAAAGUAAUGUCUAUAUUUUAUAAGAUAAGAUCCAGUCUUCACGUAGAUGCAGUCAAAGUUUGUCCUAGACUUCACCUUAAAGUGAUCAAGUUAUAUUAAUUUGUGAGAAUAAUGCUCAAUUAAGUUAUAUCCAUAAUUUAAAGUGUUCAAUUUCUUAGUGAAAUAGAUUAUUAAGAAAUAUGGGAUUUGAUUUGAAUACAAGUAACGUAAAACUUAUCUCAUCAUAGAUCACUGAAUACAAAGAGCAGCCAUCUUGACAAAGAGCUCUUAACUGAUAAAAGGGGUGGGAGCGCAGGGAAGUCAAAUUUUCUUUUUAGGGAGGCAUCAAGGCAUCACUAGUAAAAGUUUGAGAAGAUCUGAAGUAAGCACAUGCCCUACCGUUACAUUACUUUAGUUCCCCCUUACCUCGCCUCUGUAUUUGCUUACAGCGUCUCUAUAUGCCUUACUGUAUCUCUUCAUUCUCUUACUGCCUUACUUCAAGCUCUCACAGUGCCGCUUUAUGCUUUAAAUGUCUUUUAGACUAUACCAAUUAUUACUAUUAUUGUACGCGUUAUUUCUCCCAUACCCAUUCUCGGAUCAGGUAAUGGUUUACCUACUAAUUUAUUGUACCUAACAGAACACGAAUCAAUAACAAAAAUUAACCAUUUAGUUAAUUAAUUAUUGGUUAUUAAUUAUUAAAGGGUUUUGUUUAUCUAAUAAGGCAAAGAAAUGCUUCUUAUUGAUAUAUGUGGUUGUAUAUAUGGAGUUAUGCCCCUUAUAACAUUUUGUACCGGUACACGUUUUUUUCCCCACAUUUUUCCAAUCUUCGGAUUAGAUGAAUAUGGUUUAUAAUUAGUUGAUGACAAUACAUCAAUCAAUAAAAAAUUUAAACGAUUACUGGUAAUGAAUGAAUUAUAUAUAUGUAUGUGUAUAUCAUAUAUAUAUAUAUAUAUAUGUAAAAUUAAUCUAUUAUGGCCGACUGUUAUCAAAGUAACCCUUUCAGACCUAUUGGUCCACUUUUUGACGAGAGUGUCAUGAGUAAUGCAACUCUUCGGUCUUACCCAGAGGCGUAGUGAGCAAAACGUGCGCCCCCCGACCCUCCCCUCACUGCGCCUCUGGUCUUACCACCUCGGACACAACUCGCCUGUCUAUUGAUAUUAACUGUUGGGAAUUCAUAUAUUUGUCCCUCUUCAUUAACCCUAGAUUCAGUUUCUGAACAUUCUUUUGGCAUUUUAUAUUUGUAACGUGCCUUGACCUUCGAAAAUGUAUAUACCUGUGUGUGUGUGUGUGUACAAUUAUAAUUAUUGGCUAUUGAGUGUUAAAUGUCAUGGUAUUACUAUUAGAAUAGCUUUUCUCGUUUUGUUUUUAAUGGGGUUUUUUUGUUGUUGUUGUUGUUGCUAUUUUUUUCCUCAAAGUUCAAAAGGUCUUCAUUUUUAUUGUUGUCGUCUUUAAACCAUAGACUUAAAUAUUAGAUCUUGACUGGACACCGGAAACAAAUUCCUAUCCUCUUAUCCGCGAUUGAUCGGUUCACAGACCUAUAUAUAUAGAUUUUUAUGUACGUAACUCUUUUUCAAGCUCUAAGGGAAGUCGUUCCAAUCAAUUUUUCUGCCUUAGAAAAGUCAUGAUCUUUAGUUUUCAAAGUUUAGAAAUAAUGCAAAAUCAUUUCUCGGACUUUUUCUUUUAGAAUGGGCUAUUAAUCACAGAACUAUAUAUUCACGCUAAUAUUUGAAACAAAGCCAUUUACUGUUAGUUUCCAUUGAGAUAAUGUUUCAAAAAUCCUAACUCGAAAUAAUUCAUGUCUGUUGAUUUUAAUCAUCUUAUGUACAUUUAAAUAGAUUGAUUACCUAGAUCUUUCUAGAUUAUGUGUCUAAAAAUUGCAAAAUAAUAAGUAUGAGACGAGAGUACUCUUAUUUUCGAUGUUCAGUUACUAGAUCUAGAUCUAAAAAUUAAAUAAUAUGUUAUAGGUUAGGGUUUGAAAAAAAAUACUUUAGUCUUAUAACUACUUUACAAAUCAACGCCUUGUUUCAACUUUUUAAAACGUUUCCACAUUUUUUGUAGUGUUAAAAGAUCUCCAUGUCCAGUCUAGAUAUGGUAUGCUUUAAGUCUAUGCUUUAAAAUUAUUUGGCAGCACUGAUUGUGAUUUUAAAUUUGAGCUGGUCACGUGUCACAUGUAUGCAUUCCAUUUUGUUUGUUUGAAUUGUGACAUCAAAUAUUGACGAUGAAAGUAAUAAAGUGUUUUAUUUUCUUUUUAAA